Xiphias gladius (swordfish) is the source of this 3165-nucleotide messenger RNA. It is a transcript of the gene slc27a1a, whose product is annotated as solute carrier family 27 member 1a. The transcript is spliced from 14 exons. The record is from RefSeq and is a predicted model, not a curated record. Gene Ontology annotation, cellular component: plasma membrane; mitochondrial inner membrane. Bases 303 to 2249 code for a protein of 648 amino acids. NCBI's taxonomy places the organism in Eukaryota, Metazoa, Chordata, Actinopteri, Istiophoriformes, Xiphiidae. Gene Ontology annotation, biological process: response to insulin; cardiolipin biosynthetic process; phosphatidylethanolamine biosynthetic process. Gene Ontology annotation, molecular function: fatty acid transmembrane transporter activity; long-chain fatty acid-CoA ligase activity; long-chain fatty acid transmembrane transporter activity.
GUGCUUCUUUGGCAGCGACUCCGUUCAAUAUGGAGUACAGAGAGUAGCCCGUUUCACGUUACAUUUCACUGCUCUCAUUCAGAUUUCGGUCACUCCUGCCAGCCGGGCGCAAAUUAUGAACCCCCGACCCCUCCCCCGACAGAUGCCAGCCUUCAGGACUCGCUCGAGUAGGGCGCUCUCGGCAUCCGGAGGACGAUUACAAUACUCGCUAGUUUCCGCGAAAGUAACUUAGUAGCAAGGCGUGCCGACCGGCGGGGUUAGCGGGUGAAAGGUGACAUCGCCUCAGUCUAUUGACUCGUAGAAUGCACAAUGCGGCGAGUGUCUCAGCCUCCCUGGGGUCUAUGGGACUGUUGCGUCUCUUCGGGGUGUCCUGGUCCUGGAGUCUGGCAGCAGGCCUCGGGGUAUAUCUGGGCACGAGAAGCUGGAAAUACUUCUACAUUGCAGCGCGCACUGCCAAGAGAGACCUCAAUGGUCUCUACGUGCUGUUGAGGGUGAAGCUGGCUUUAUGGCGUUACAUUCGCAAUGGAAGCAACAUUCCUUCCAUCUUCGCCCAGACGGUAAAACUUCACCCGAACAAACCAGCCCUGAUCUAUGAGGCUACGGGGGAAACUUGGACCUUCACCCAGCUGGACGAGCUGUCUAACGGAGUGGCCCAUUGGGCAAGAGGUCAGGGAUGGGUCUCCGGGGAUGUGGUGGCCGUCUUCAUGGAAAGCAGACCGUUACAGGUGGCACUCUGGCUGGGCUUGGCCAAGGUCGGGGUGGAAGCUGCUCUCAUCAACUUCAACCUCCGCCAUGAUUCCCUCCUGCACUGUAUUGGGGUGUCAGGGUCGCGGGCUAUUGUGUUCGGAGCUGAGCUUGCUGAUGCCAUGUUGGAGGUCAGUUCCUCCAUCACUCAGGCCAUGGUACGGUUUUGUACAGGAGUCCUCAGUGAAGAACAUCUGGCCAGCCUGGGUGCUCAACCUCUGGACCCAGUUUUAGCCUCUGCAUACAGGCAUCCCCCUUCACCUUGUGUUCCCCCAAAAGGAAUGAAUGACCGUCUGUUUUAUAUUUACACCUCUGGCACCACAGGACUGCCCAAAGCUGCCAUUGUGGUACACAGUCGUUACUACAGAAUCGCUGCUUUCGGGUAUUUUGCCUUUCGCAUGCGCCCUGAUGACAUCAUCUAUGACUGCCUGCCUCUCUAUCACUCAGCGGGUAAUAUAAUGGGUGUUGGACAGAGUCUGAUCCAUGGCCUCACUGUGGUGGUGAAGAAGAAAUUCUCUGCCAGCCGUUUCUGGGAAGAUUGCAUUAAGUACAACUGCACCGUGGUGCAGUAUAUCGGGGAAAUCUGCCGCUACCUCCUGUCUCAGCCAGUGCGGCCGUCAGAAAAGGGCCACAAAGUUCGGUUGGCAGUGGGAAAUGGGUUACGGCCCAGUGUGUGGGAGGCCUUCACAGAACGUUUUGGGGUGGCGCAGAUUGGCGAGUUCUAUGGAGCGACUGAGUGCAACUGCAGCAUUGCCAACAUGGAUGGCAAGGUGGGAGCCUGUGGAUUCAACAGUCGCAUUCUCCCCAACGUGUACCCCAUCUGUCUGGUGAGGGUAGACGAGGACAGCAUGGAGCUAAUUCGCGACAGCCGGGGUCUCUGUGUGCCUUGCCGCCCUGGGGAGCCAGGGCUUCUGGUGGGUCGUAUCAACCAGCAGGACCCAUUACGGCGAUUCGAUGGCUAUGCUAAUCAGGAUGCUACAAGGAAGAAGAUAGCUCACAAUGUCUUCAAGAAAAAUGAUUCUGCGUAUUUAUCAGGUGAUGUGCUGGUGAUGGAUGAGUUGGGCUACAUGUACUUCCGGGACCGCGGUGGAGACACGUUCCGCUGGCGAGGAGAAAACGUCUCCACCACCGAGGUGGAGGGCAUACUCAGCAGUCUUCUGGGUCAGACUGAUGUGGCAGUGUAUGGGGUGGCAGUGCAAGGUGUGGAAGGUAAGGCAGGCAUGGCUGCCAUUGCGGACACUACAGGGAGUUUUGACUGCAAUGAUUUCUUUCAGAAAGUCCAGCAAGCUCUUCCUCCAUAUGCUCGCCCCAUGUUCCUGCGAAUCUCCCCAAAUGUAGACACCACAGGUACAUUUAAAAUUCAGAAAACCAGGCUUCAGAGGGAGGGAUACGACCCACGUCUCACAACUGACCAGAUCUACUUUUUGAACACAAGAGCUGCGCGUUACGAGGCUGUAGAUGAGGAGCUAUACAGUGCUAUAGCGGAAGCAAGAAUGUCUCUAUGACAUGGAGUCCAUAGCAAGGGAGGCAUGGUGCCUCAGUGAAAGCGAUGCUAUAGGGAGAGAGGAUAACAUAUGCAUAUGCUGGUGUUAGGAUCGGUCAGUUUUGGUGCACCAACUGCCCAGAUUUUAACCGUUCAGGGAACAGAGUUAAGAGGUCUACUCACGUAGACGGAGUAAUGUUACUGAUGAUGUUUUAACACUGUAUAAGUAACAGACCAGGACAUAGUGUGAGGGCAUUUAUUCCCUUUAAUAACCUUUUUUAAAUAUUAAAUGAACACCUCAAAAAGCCUUUGAGCAUCACCGCACAUAGAGUGGGUAUCUCCCACAACCCAUUCGAAACAGGAGCAUGUAACAACAAUGUGGUUAGGACGGCACGGGUAGUAUCAAGUCAAACUUUGUUACAGGGUAUUUUACCCAUAUGUGAAAUAUGCUGCAAGAUUAAUUCUGUGUAGGUUUAAGCAAUACUUCAGUGUGAAGCUAUGGAGUUACUGCCAUGUUUUUGGAUAAGACUGAAAGACCAGGCUUUAACAUGCUGUACAUGUGGCUACUAAAUCAAACACUAACCAUAGAGUCUUUUUUACUGCAAUGGAAAACUAAUUAACGUCAUAUUUGAACGUCUGAACAACACUGGCACAGGUUUGCAAAUACACAUACUGUAUGUGCCUUAUAUGAAACUUCACAUCUGUGUUUCAUUUUUUAAAAUGCUUUUCUUGGAAAGGAGCUCAAAAGAAAGUGGAAAUCACAGUAGUGAUUGUGUACCAUGCAAAGCUGAGUCACAAAUAGUCACUGUCAUUUUAUGUAAUAAAUCAUAUCAGUGUAGUAAUAUAUGGAUGUUAAAGACUGGUAAGCUAUUUACAAUUUCAAAUCUUCCAGACUGCAUUUGUUUUGUUGUAACUGAAAUUAAAUAUUUUAAAACAUG